CCGGCGGCGCUCCGGCCCCGGGCCGGCGUUUCGGGAGCCGCCGUGCCACGCUGCCGGCCGCGGACUGACCGACCGACCGGCCGGCCGACCGACGGGAGUGCGGGCUGGGCGCGUCGCGGAGCCGAGGCGCUGCCGAGGUGGCCCGAGGCGACGGGAGGCUGCGAGAGGCGCCGCGCCGCCGCCCGGGAGCGAUGCUCAUGGAGCGGAUGGCCUGUGGUACCUUCCUCUGCUUCAGCGCGGAAUGGCUCAUCGGCUGAUGUGGGAGCACUUUCUUGCUGACAGCUGUGUGAGAGGAAGCUGUUACAACUGAUAUUACAUGAAGUGUCAGCUACAACGUGUCUCUCCAGAAAGAAUCCACAAUGAAAAAAACAACCCACAGUUGCUUCUUACUGAUUAUUCUUCUAAUUAGAAUGGUUCCAAGUCUUACUUCUACUGUAAAUUACACUGAUCCUACAUUAGAGCCUGUUGUAACUGAAAAUUCAGUCAUACGACAGAAGAUAAUAGAUUCGCAGUUCAAGUGCUAUGAGAGGAUGAACAGAGCUCCUCCAUAUAGGAAAAAAGGUCUGUUCUGUAACCGAACCUGGGAUGGAUGGUUGUGCUGGGAUGACACACCUGCUGGAAGAAUCACUGCUCAGAAUUGUCCAGAUUAUUUUCCAGACUUUGAUCCAACUGAAAGGGCUUCAAAAUAUUGUGAUGAAACUGGAAACUGGUUCCGACAUCCUGAGAGCAAUCGAACUUGGUCCAACUAUACUCUGUGCAACUCUUUCACGUCUGAAAAACUGAAGAUGGCGUUCAUACUUUAUUAUAUGGCAAUUGUUGGCCAUGCUUUGUCUAUAACAUCCCUGUUGAUUUCCUUGGCGAUUUUCUUCUAUUUCAAGAGCCUCAGCUGUCAAAGGAUAACGCUGCACAAGAAUUUGUUUUUUUCUUAUGUGCUGAACUCCAUGUUUACAAUUGCCCACCUCAUUGCUGUUGUGCCUAAUCCAGGCCUUGUAAAAAGGGACCCUGUAAGCUGCAAAGUGCUGCAGUUCUUUCACCAGUACAUGUUGGGUUGCAACUACUUCUGGAUGCUCUGCGAAGGCAUUUAUCUUCACACUUUAAUUGUGGUGGCAGUGUUUGCUGAAGAGCAGCGUUUGCACUGGUAUUACCUCUUGGGCUGGGGGUUCCCUUUAGUGCCAGCAUCUAUUCAUGCCGUUGCAAGAGCCAAAUACUUCAAUGAUAACUGCUGGAUGAGUGUUGACACUCACUUGCUCUAUAUUGUUCAUGGACCUGUAAUGGCAGCUUUAUUGGUCAAUUUUUUCUUUUUGCUUAACAUUGUCCGAGUUUUGGUGACAAAGCUAAGAGAUACACAUCGUGCUGAGUCCAACAUGUAUAUGAAAGCUGUCAGAGCCACUUUAAUCCUGGUGCCCUUACUAGGAAUUCAGUUUGUUAUUAUUCCCUGGAGACCAGAAAAUCGACUUGCCGGAGAAAUAUAUGAUUACAUCAUGCAUAUAUUAAUGCAUUACCAGGGCUUGCUUGUUGCAACCAUAUUCUGCUUCUUCAAUGGUGAGGUACAAGGAGCUUUGAAAAGACAAUGGACACAGUAUAAAACCCAGUGGGGCCAAAGACGCCGAGAGCACUGUUCCACGCGAUCUACCUCCUACACGGCAACAUCAAUCACAGAGGUCCCCGUUUACUUGUACCAUCAUGAUUCCAACAACGAACAGUUAAAUGGAAAAUACAUAGAUGACUCUGAACUUGUUGCAUUAAAAUCUGGAGAGACAUCUGCCUAGCUCAGCAGCAACCAUUGCAAACUCAUCAUUUCACAUUCUGCUUGUGAACAAAGUGGGGAGAAGGGUGGAAGCGUGGAAAUCCAAGCCAUGGCGGGAGAGGGCAUGACCAGAUGACAAGACACAUUAUAUUCAAACCACAUCAGCCUUUGCCAGGGAUGACAUAGAGAGAGUCCGAUGCAGAGGUGGGAACAGCAGUCCAUCCUACGUGCUGCAGCAGGGAUUCAACAUGGAACUGCUCACCAGGCUACAUAAUUUCCGCACUUCCUGGUACCAGCCACAUGAAGUGACGAUACAACAGUAAUAACAGUGUCAGGUGGUCCAUAGCAAAUAGGAAAGAAAGAACCAGUACAUGACAUUUAGAAACUUUAAGCACUUUUUCUUUAGGUACUUUUCUUCAACCCUAGAUUUUGAACUAUCAACUUUCACAAGAAGUAACUGGCUUGGAAUCCUUUUCUUUUCCCCUUUUAAUGAGCUUGAUGACAUCUUAAAAAUUUUUGCACUUUGCAAGACAAAAAAGAAUCACACUGAAGUAUUCAAAUCUUGAUGCUUUCCAAAGGAUACCCAAAAUAUUACCAUCCCAUUAGCAGGUGCAUUCUACAAAUGAAGGUAAAUUAGUAGUCGCAUAACAAAUUCUCAGUCAUCAUUACAGAAACAUACCAGUUCUUUAAACUGCCUCACAAAAGUCCUGAAGACAUCUCAAAAUAGAAAAUAGUUUUUAUUUAACAUUUGGUAGUUCCUUAAGAGUAUCUGUUUAUAGGAAAAACUGUCACCCUAUUACUCUGCCCAGAAGUUUUAUCACUAAGGCACAAUUCUUUCACUCCAAAUAAAUGGUGAAAUUUGUUUGGAAAUGAUGAUUUUCUUUAAUAGCCAUUCUAAGACAAAUGCUAAAUGAGUGCUUGCCUCUAAUAAAAUUAUAGCUAUGGCAGUAAAGCAUUCCAGGUAAGAAAUAAGAAACUAAUGUCACAGCACAAGAAAUAUCUAUUUUUAGAAUCUGGGUGCUGCUGUGAGUCCCUGAUAGCUGAAGGUAACACUGUCAUGUGUGAGUCUGUCAUCAGGAAAACAUGGUGAAUGUACAGUCUUGCAAGUAACAAGCACCUUUUAUCACACAUUCAAAGUGUCUCUGUAUGAUUACUGAGGCAGAAAUGGGGCCAGGGAGAAGCUGAUUUGCAGUUAGAAGUUACAGUACUGUCACUGCACAAGUUCUGCAAAUCAGUAAAGGAAUAGAUGAAUGUCCCACAUAAAGCUAAAUGUUAAGAAUUUGCAAGCAGAAAGGCCAGUGCCAAGGAGGUUUUGCAUACCUGUGACUGCUAGAGAGUUUUGUUCAUAAAACUUUCAAUGAAUAUGUCAUUCUUUCCUGCAUCUCUCUGAAAGACUUUUCCUACAGCUCUCCUGCUCCUUUGCCCUUUUAGACAAGCAUGGGAUAUUUCGAAUGCUAGCAAUGUCAAGGUAUGCAUCACAGCCUUCACCUUUGAAGGAAGCUAGAAAGUUAUCCGUCCCCCUCUGUUUUCCCUGCUCAUCCAAUUGCAUUUGAUGCUUCAACCCCAGCCCAAACAGGGAAAUAUAGUGAUAGGAGAAGGCAGCUGCUAGAUAGCAGCCCUCAGCUGGGAGUUGCUAAAAUACCAAGCUAUAUGGCAGGUGAAUAAGAGGAGAAGGAAGGAAUAGGAAACUUAGCACUUAAGCUGUAAUUCAAUUAACAUGGGAAUUCUUUCAUGGGUGUAAACUUUUCUCUCUUUCCUUUACUUACUUGCUGAGAUUCUAUUCAUAAUGUUUUUUCUCCUUAGCACUGCAUAAGGUACUUAAAUUAGUUAGAAUAGUCUUAAAUUCAGAUCUUGUCAAAUAGCAAAAGAGAAAAGAAAAUCUGAAAUAAAAUGCUUGACCUAAAUUUAAACUUUAAAGAUUACAAAUAGAGGCCAUAAUCCUGCUGGUCAUGCUCUGUCAAAGAAGGGCUGCAGGACAGACUUUAUCUUCCACAGCAUAAACUGCUAAAGGAAAUCCUACCGUAAACCUUCAGAUUCCAUUAAAAUUAUCAGGUAAAUACCUGUUGACUUAAAUGAGUGUUGGACAACUCUCUUCAGAUUUUAGGUAUGACUUCUGCAAUACAGUUCAGUGUAAACCUUGAAAGCUGGGGACAAUUUCAUCCUUAGUGAUUUGGAACAAAUUUUAAAUACUGUGUUCAGCUGGGCUUAGUUUUUCCUUCACUGACACAGUUAAACCCUAAGCUUUUACCAGUCAUCAGUAAAUUUUAAAUGGCAGUCUGCUGUACAUAUCCACCUACAUAAGUCAUCAUCUAACUAGAAAAGUCCCUUUGAGGAACAAGCUUGUGAGGGAAAGGUGUAACCUGGUGUUAGCAGAGUGGAUUGAAUUCCCCCUCCAGGUACAGGAGGCAAUGCCUCAUGGUGAGGGCGUUUGUGCUGCAGAGGCACGUACCUCGCUGCUGCGCAUCACCGCAGCUUUCUUCCCAUUUUGGAGAGUGAGUUGCCAAUGCUGCGACAAUCGAACAAGAGUACGGAACAAGAACUAACUGCCCACGGAUGGUGCAAUUCACAGCAUGAUCAAUCUAGUGGAAAAUCUCAAGAAAACACGAUCCUGUGUACUCAUUCAAACCACACGCCUAUUUUUCAGGCUUCAAGGAAUAAGAAGGCAGUUAUUUUUUCAGACAACAGUAUUUUGCGUAUUGCUAUUUCUAUUUUCGCCAGUGAACAAUGGCAAAGGGAAGAUUUAGUAGCUAAAGACAAUAAGGCAGCUCUACUAUGAAUGUUGUAUUUUUGAAUAAUUUUGAGGCAUGCUGUGCUUCCCAGGAGAGCUCCAGAAGGCAGUCUUAAUUUCUAAGGACACAAAUGAGCUGAUUGUAAAAGAAGUGUGCAUAAUACAGAAAGUUUAAUAAUCAUCAUGUGCAUACAAGUACAGGUUGUUUUACAGUCUAUUAUGUUCAUGUGGAUGUACAAAAUUGAUAUGCUUUGCCGUUAUCAUGGUUGUUUUCUUCAUUCACUAAUCUCAUUUCUUUUUUUUCUUGCUCUAUUCAGUUGAAUGUUCUGAAAUGCCAAGUUCAGCAGCUGGGUUUGGGGAUCUUGGUUUUAGUUGCAGGUGACAGAAACAUUGCAUGGUUAUGGCAGUCUUUGUGGCAGCUUUGAUUUCAGUGGAGUGAUAACGAUACCCAGCCACUAAAAACUUCACAUGCUGAAUUCACUGCUGGGGGGUCCUAGGGGCUUUGCAGAAAAGGCUGCAUUUUUAGAGCUUCUUGGUAAUUUCUAAUCAACAUAUUUUUCCAACGGAAAAUGCUAUUUUUCUUCAUAUCAAAAUGGUUUGAAAAGUUGUCAUUGCACACAAGGUAAACUGCACUUCUGUGUUUUACAAAUAGCGCCAUACACUAAUGACAGUAAUACUGAAAAUGCUUAUAUGACCUGAAUAAUUACAGUGUCUUGGCAUUAGAAAAUUUGUCUCUAGUACAUAUCACAAGAACAGAAGCUUCUUUGUUUCCAUUCCUUAGAAAUGCACGAUUCAGGUAUUGGUGUACCAAAAAGCAGGAAGGGAAUUGACACUUGGAUCAGUGGAUUCAAGGAGCAUUUUCUGAGGAAACAAACCUUACAUUAACAAACUCUGUAGCAUCUACACCACACCCAACACUCAGUUUAGUGAAUGUUGGCUCUGGCAGAAGGAUUUUGUUGCUUUGUUUGAACAACUAACUUUAUCAGAAAGGCUCCAGCUGUUCAUUUUAUCAAGUACAGAAACUCAGCACAAAUUAAAAGACUUGUUCUGACACAGGGUGCUGAAAUUAAGCCUUGUUUUUCUCAUUUGAUUUACUUAAUAAAUAUGUUUUAGCUGAAAUAAAACAGCAACAAAGGUAGAACAGAAUGAUUUUUCCAUAUUAAAAUUCUUAGCAAUAAUACUACCUUAAUCAAAAGUCUGCCAGCAUUUCCAUUACAAAAUGCUCUUGUGUUUAUAAUAUAGCAACAUAACUUUCUUUUGGGAUAAAACCAACCAUGCAAACGUGGUGAAUUUCUAUCCCCUUUUCCCGAAGCCUCCUCCAUCCCUUGCCAAUCUUAACAAACAAAAUCCAAGCCAUUUUUUUCAAAGAUACAAAUCCUAAACACUAACAAUAUGAAGGUAUCUGCAUUUCCGGUGCUUGAAUUCUAAAAGUCAGAUGUGUCUUCAUGAAGCUAAACAUGCAUAUAUUUUUGAUUAUUGCUCAAAAAUGGGAGCAUUUGUAACCUUAAACUUAUUUGCAUGGAAACAAUAAUUGACCACAAGCCAAAGAAGCUCUACUCAGUGUACAACCGUGCUCUGUUUGCCCUCUGGCAGCAAGAAGGAUUGCACAGGAGACCUUUACGUGGGGAGCCUGAGCCAAACUGUGCAUGCUCUCUGCACCCACUGCUAGCCACACCAAAAUCAAUUUUGUAGCAAACAGUAGUGGCAAACUGGGAAUUUUGAGUUUCAGGGACAGGUUGGCCAUUGUAAUGUGCUGCUGUCAUUGUCCCAGGAACACAACACCUGUUUCAGAGUGACUUGGCAGAAUGAAGGCAUGAAUCAUGCACAGCAAAUCUCAGAGGCCCUCAGCAAGGGAAAGUCAGGCUCCAAGCUAAAAUGCUGCCUCCAGAGGGAGGCACAUGAUCGGCUUCUUAGUCAAUCAUCUAGAGACAUUUAAGCCACUGAACAACCCUGAGAUUAAGUAUGGUGCCAGAGCUAUGCUUUCUUGACAACUCUAGUUCUUUAACAGAGGUAGUGAUUAAGGUACCUUCAAGGAUUAAUUUAAAAGCAUCCCUUUUACAUGAGCUCCAGAUGUUCCUGUACAGCACAGUAUUUUGCAGGUAGUUCCAGAUGAAUCCCAGAUCUACAUUUAAGCACCCCUUUGGUUGAGUACUCAGGCCACCUCUGAGAAAAUUUUAAAAAAAGGAUUUCUCAGUGUUUCAAAUAAAGAUCAGUAUGUUCCUCUCAGUCUAAAAAAGAACAGCUGCUUAUAGCUUUAGUUGUUUAAAUUAAGUGGGUGAGAAGGUUAUCAUUAUUGAGCAUGUUACAUUGCUGCAGAAAAAGAAAGCAUAUAGGUAAGCUGUGUAACUAUAGUGUUGUAUGAGAGAGUCCUGAAGCAAUCUUGCAACUCUCUGUGGUAAUGGUUAAGUCCUUGGCUGGGAUACUUAAUCCGGUUUGACUGCUUUUCCUCCUGAAAGAGGUGGACAAAGAGCAGAGACCCCUGAGGACAACAGCGAGACCAGUCCAAGGCCUUGAAUACAGGAUUUGUAAGGAAAAAGAGUGGAAGAACUGGAAUUGUUGAUCCCCCAAAAAAUCUAUAGUGACCCUCUUUAAGAGUGGAAAUGACUGUCAUGAACUUCCGUGUUCGUGGAAGAAGUACAAGAAUUAACAGACUUUAAAUGUAGCAAGGAAGAUAGAAGGACAGAAAAAAUAUGCCAGCAGCAAGGAUAGAGCUAUGAAUCUCCCUAGCUGGAUGUUCAAGAUUAGUGUUAGUGAUGAUUUCUGGCUAUCUGCAGAGGGACCAUACAGAUGACCUGCAAAGCUCCUGUCAAGACUUUUUAUAUGAUUUCAUAACAGCUGAGGUGGGCACUGUGCAACAGAAAUGUCUUUAACUCUCAUUAUACAUCAUCUGUGAGCAUAGAAUCAAUGUCUGGGAUUUUCUCCAUGAUCCAAUUACAAGUUCUCUCAAGCCAAUCAAAAAAAACCCCAAAAAGUCAAUUUUUAAAGGGUAUCAGAGAGCUGCAAGAAUUAUAAGAAUCUGGUUUCUUUUUCUCUCACCACAAGUAAAUAUAACUUUAAGAAGUGAGUGCAGCAGGUUACACUGCCUGAUGUAUUAAACGUAGUAGUGUGCCUAGAUGUGACCUCUCCAUUACUAGGCUCUGGUGUUCUUAAUUUGCAUAAACACUUUCAAGGGGAUACAGCUCCUUCCCUCUUCUGCCCUCAUCAUUUCUCUCCACCACAGUAAUGCCCCUACAAGAAGUGUUUGCGCUCCAAUCUGUGCAUCCUAUGCAUUUUCAUGAGGAACAUUUCUCCUUUACAGUUUCCAGUGACGUGCUGCUAAUUCAGAAUGUACUUGCCACAUUUCAGGCUGGAAAAUGUGUAUUUUAGACCUAAUCAGUUCAUUGAAUUGAGACAUUUGGCUCAUGUUGCUUUAAAAAAAAAAUGUAAAUGAAUGGGAGAUGCAUAUUUAAAACUAAAUUAGGGAUAAAAUUUUGGGUAUACAGAUCAGUUAUCUGUAGAAGUAGAAUAAUGUCCCCUUUCCCAUUAUAACAGAAUGUAAUUCUGUUGAAUGUAACAGGUGCUUUUUCACCUAAAAGAACAACAUUUAUAACCUCUUGAGAAGCUGAACAUUGGAUAAAAGGCACAAAAAGCCAAAUAUCUUCUGAAAAUUCUUGGUAGCAUGCAUAUGUAUUUACUAUGAUCUUAUAUAAAUUAUACAUGAAAGAACUCUUCUUCGGAUGGAGAGUGACCCAUAGUCGAGCCAAAGUGCCACCAGCCUAAGUCAUGAGUGGGAGACACUGUGGGGCAGAGAAGGCAUAUAGCCUCCUUAAACUACUUUAAUAUUUUCCUAGGGCAUUUUCUGGGGCCCCUGUGCUGAGUGCAGGUAAUCGGGGUCACCCGUCUGCCCGCUCAUGUACCAGACAGGUUCACAGCAGGAAUAACUGGGCCGAGAGACAUUUGCUGCAUUCCCCUGCCCAGUACAGCAGCACUGAGCUGCUGACAGGGGCGCAUGAGGAGAGCAGCAGAAAUAAUUUUUUUCCCAGUUUUAUAUCUGAUGUCCAAUGGGUAACUUCCUUUAUAUCACGAGUGUAAAAAUUAUUAUUGUGAAAAAGACUGACCUGAGAUCAGACAGCUCCUCGGUAUCAAAAACUUCUUAGUUCACAACACCCUGUGUUACACAGCGGUAAUUCCCAUGAACUUCAGAAGUGUAACUAAGGGCAGGAUUUCUCUCUGCUUGGUUUAGAGAUUUUCUAAAUAUCUAGCAACAUUGAAAAUACUUGGUAAAAUAUAGUCUCACCUGAACAUUUAACAUAAAAGAUCAAAAUUUAUCAGCAUUAUUCUACCUAUAGACUGUUUACAGUAAUAAGAUGCUUUUUUUUCGUAUUUCUCUGGUUUUUAUAGUGAAAUAUCUGUGAUUCCCAUUUGCAGCAUGUGUAUGUUUGUUAUAUAUAUUUGAAAGACCUCAUAAAUUACAUGACUAUUAAUAUAUAUUUUUCGAUGUCAUAUUUAUAGGUAGAGACUAACAAUUGUUUUACACUGAGCACUUGGCAAGUAACAACUGCUGGAAUAUCAAAAUAAAAAGAACAAAAAACGCC
Messenger RNA from Dromaius novaehollandiae (emu), 9049 nucleotides. RefSeq names its product calcitonin receptor (gene CALCR). Lineage: Eukaryota; Metazoa; Chordata; Aves; Casuariiformes; Dromaiidae. Gene Ontology annotation, molecular function: amylin receptor activity; calcitonin receptor activity. Bases 360 to 1769 code for a protein of 469 amino acids. The record is from RefSeq and is a predicted model, not a curated record. The transcript is spliced from 14 exons. Gene Ontology annotation, cellular component: plasma membrane; axon. Gene Ontology annotation, biological process: adenylate cyclase-activating G protein-coupled receptor signaling pathway; cell surface receptor signaling pathway; positive regulation of cytosolic calcium ion concentration.